AUGGGCAGCCUGCAAGCUGACCCGCUCGAUAGGCUUGUGUCAGGAAAGCGGGAGUUUGGAGAGUUCGGUGGUGUUAAUGCUUCUGUUGAAAUAAGCACAACCUUUACAGUGCUGGAAGCGGAUACUCUGCCGGCUAUUUUCAGUGGAGAAGUCGGCCCUGAGAAAGGUGGCUGCUAUGUGUACGGCAGGGCGUUCAAUCCAACUGUACGGCAUUUGGGACGCCUUCUAGCCGCGCUGGAGGGCUGCGAAGCAGCGUACCCCUGCAGCUCGGGCAUGGCGGCCAUUUCCAGCACUCUUAUGGCCCUGUGCAACCAGGGCGACCACAUCGUGGCGUCUAACACCAUCUACGGCGGCAGCCAUGCGCUGCUCAAGACGUUCCUCCCCACCAAGGCCGGCGUCACCACCACCUUCGUGGACAUCACCGACCUAGAGGCGGUGCGGUCGGCGCUGCAGCUGCACCCGGGCCGUACCAAGGUGGUUUAUACGGAGGUGGUGUCCAACCCCACACUCCGUGUGGCGGAUAUUCGGGCGCUGGCUGAACUGACCCACGGGUCGGGAGCUCAGCUGGUAGUGGACAACACCUUCACACCCUUUGUGGUGACACCCAAGCGCUUCGGAGCUGAUGUGGUCAUUCACAGCCUGACGAAGUUCGUGUCGGGAGCAUCGGACAUCAUCGCAGGCGCCAUCUGCGGCUCAGCCGCCUUCAUCCACUCGCUGAUGGACUUCCACGCGGGCCCCUGCAUGCUGCUGGGACCCACUAUGGACCCGCGGGUCGCUUCGGAGCUGGCGUUACGGCUGCCUAAUUUGGCGCUGCGCAUGCAGGAGCAUGGCCGCCGUGCUGCUACCUUUGCCUCCCGUCUUGAAGGUCUCGGAGCGGCGGUGACGUACCCAGGGCUGCCCAGCCACCCGCAGCACGGGCUCAUGGUGUCUCAGGCCAACGAGGGCUACGGGCUGGGGGGCUUGCUGGGAAUGGACCUGGGUACACCCGCCCGGGCGAAUGCGUUUAUGGAGCGGCUCCAGAACCGCCACGGGUUUGGUUUCAUGGCCGUCAGUCUGGGGUACUUCGACACGCUCAUGUCGUUGUCGGCCGCGUCCACCUCCUCGGAGCUGUCGGAGGGCGACUUGGCGGUCUCGGGAAUCGGGCGGGGCUACGUGCGCAUGUCCAUCGGCAUCACUGCAGGUACCUUGGAGGAUCGUUGGAGGCAGCUGGAGGAGGCUUACCGCUUCGUAAUGCAG
Molecule: messenger RNA, 1236 nt
Organism: Volvox carteri f. nagariensis
Lineage: Eukaryota; Viridiplantae; Chlorophyta; Chlorophyceae; Chlamydomonadales; Volvocaceae
Exons: 10
Biological process (GO): transsulfuration
Cellular component (GO): cytoplasm
Molecular function (GO): pyridoxal phosphate binding; carbon-sulfur lyase activity
Source: RefSeq, a predicted model, not a curated record